Micropterus salmoides (largemouth bass) is the source of this 2634-nucleotide messenger RNA. RefSeq names its product dynein axonemal assembly factor 2 (gene dnaaf2). NCBI's taxonomy places the organism in Eukaryota, Metazoa, Chordata, Actinopteri, Centrarchiformes, Centrarchidae. The record is from RefSeq and is a predicted model, not a curated record. Gene Ontology annotation, biological process: axonemal dynein complex assembly. Bases 169 to 2442 code for a protein of 757 amino acids. Gene Ontology annotation, cellular component: cytoplasm. The transcript has 2 exons.
UUGAAGGUCCAAACGAGCCAAAACACAUGUUAAUUUGCAUAAAACCGCUCCAAAUUUAGCUUACUUCGCUUCUGACCUUUUGUUUGGACGUUUCGCUCCCAAACGUUGUGCAACUUAGCAGGUAGCGUUACUUCACCGGCCUCUAUAUUUCCCCUCGUAAACACCAGCAUGGAGGUUGGAGAUAAGCUGAAAGAACUGAACAUGUCAGUGGAGGAAAUGGAAAGGUUGACAAAAGCUUUCAAAGACGAGAAGUUCAGGAAAUUGUUGCGCGACUACGCCCAAGAAUUAGCAGACCCCGAGAACAAGAAAAGGUAUGAAGAAGAGAUCAAACUUUUGGAGCAGGAGAGGGGGAACACGAUUGAAUUUGUCCACCCUGAACCAUUUAAGGCUCUCAAGACGAGUGUGAACGGCAAACAGAAGUGUUUUAUCAAUAUCUGCGCCAAUGAAAAGGUCGGCAAGCCCGAAAGUAAAUGGGGGGUCUCGGAGGACGGCCGCAGGGGACAGUGCUGGUCUCUGCCUCACAGUCUUCACCCCGGGAGGCAAGACACAGAUGCAAAGGGGAACAAGACCGUGGUCUAUGAUGUUAUCUUCCACCCUGACACUCUUUACAUUGCAAGCAAAAACACGAGAUUCAUGGAUAUGGUGGACAGCACAGCCAUUCAGGGUAUACAGAAAGCUUUUAAAGUGACUCUGGAUAACAAUGUGAGCCAGAUGAGAACAAAAUAUAAAGGCAUCCCGCAGCCUUGUGUCAUCCGAAAACCCAUACCUGGGUAUAAAACCAAGGAGCUCUCAGAGGAGCCUGACCCUCUCGCAUUUCCAUACCCAGAUGACAGAGGACCUACUGCAUCCUUGCAAACCAAGCCUACUGAAACACCUGCAACAGAAAACAGCAGUGAUGCUACACCCAGAAGCUUCCAGGUCCAGCCUCAGAAAGUUGAGCAGCCAACCCAGCCAAACUACACAGUAAAAUAUCGAUCUUUUAUUGAUCUACAGGACUUCAGGUGUUCUAGAGACUCGGCCCAAAGCCCCAGGCCCAAAGAGAUAGUUGUCACCAUCAACAUGCCACUCCUGAAGGUGGUCGCGGACGCCAGCCUUGAGGUACAAGAGGGAAGGCUGCUGCUGGAGACCAAGAAACCAGCCUACAGACUGGAACUGCCCUUAGCCUACCCUGUAGCCGAAGAUAAAGGAGAGGCCAAGUUCGAUAAACAGAGAGGACAGCUUACGGUUACAUUGCCUGUUCUUCCUUCUAAAGAAGCUUUUGAUUAUGUUUUUGGGCCUCUUGAGACUGGUGUUCGUGAUAGUGAGAGGCAGGAGGAUAAACACAAGGUGGAAGAGGAUAAAUGGGAGCACAAGGUGGGGGCUGGCCAGAAAAGUGAGGAGGAGGAGCAAAGAGGUUUUGAGGAGGAAGGAGAUACUGAAGAGGAGGAUGUGAAGCAGCAGACAUGUGUGGAGAAAGAUGAAGAAGAGGAAGAAAGCAGUUGGGAGAAAGGAGAGGAGCAGAUGAAGGGAGGCCAGGAAGGUGUGGCGGGGGUGGAAAGGGUAGCGGGGGAGAAGGGAGGAUGGGGGAAGCACGAGAGGGAAGGGGAAAAUGGUGAAGAAGAAAUUGGAGUGGAGGAGGCAUUAAGAAAAGGCAGAGAAAGUGUGGAGGAGGAGAACUUAAAGGAGCAGAAGCAGGAGAAUGAGAAAGAAGUUGGAAAAUUUAACCUGCAGAAAAAGCAACAAGGUGAAGAUAAACAGAUGAGUAAAGAUAACAAAUUAAGGGACGAUGGAUGUGACGGAGCAGCGGAGACAAAAGAUUCUGGUGCAGCAAGCUGUCAGUGUAAUACUGUUGACCAGUGCAUGGAUGUUUCUGCAGAAGAUGAAAACUUGUGUGCGGCGUCACCUUUAUUAGAAAUGCAGCCUGUUUUAAUCACCACUGAACAUUCAGGUUGCACAGGAAAAGAGGGAGAAGUAACCCUGAACACUGAAAUGACUUCAGACAUCGAGGAGCCUGAAAAGACAAAAGACACCCUACACGGAAACCUGAAGGUGGAAAAAGAUGCUGCGUUUCUGCAUCACAGAUCCAGUGAGGAAUCUCAGACUGUUGCUGCGUCUUCCACAGCAGCCAACACUCAAUGCCAGGACAGUGUAAAGGACGGCUGCCUUUCCCAGAGGACUGAGGAGCUCGCACCAGAUGAUGCGGACAAGCCAGACAGAGGAGGUCCAGGCAACGGGGUCCGCCUCCUCUCUGAGGAGCUCGCCGAGGGGUCAGUAAAGCCGGGGGAGAGCGUAGACGAAGACGACCUGCCGACAGAGCAAAUCCUCCAAAACCAAGAGCACAACAAGUGGCCGCCUGCGUUGCUGUGGGAAGUUGAUAGAGAUGGAAAUGAAAAGGUCAUCAGCGAUCAUUCCACAUCUGCCGGGUUUGUCUUCCAAAACUCCCUGAUGUACGAGCUGGACUGAGGACUGUGUGCACAGGUUCAGAGAGAGUUUGUUCUCUUGUGUUACAGCAGUUUUGGAUGCAGGUUAUAUCAGUUAUAAAGUCCGUCCAACAGUAUCUUUUACAUUCCUCCCCAGGCUCAGCCUUAACUCACACGAUAAAAAUGACAAGAAAUCAUUUUAAUGUCCCAGAAUAAACUACUUAGGACAACGUAA